UGCACCCCAUCGCUCCUCCCCGCCUCAAAAGGGAAGGAAAGGGCGAGCCCCGGUCCCAGCCCACCCUGAGGUGCUGCAGCCGCGCGCCACAGAGCACGGGCGAAACUCAGCGCAGCAGUGAGCAGCUCCCCCCACUGCAUUCCCUGCGAUGGAGAGCCGGCCGGUGAAGGAGCCCGAGAUCGAGCUCUUUGUCAAGGCUGGGCUGGAUGGAGAGAACAUCGGGAACUGCCCCUUCUGCCAGCGCCUCUUCAUGGUGCUGUGGCUCAAAGGGGUGAAGUUCAACGUCACCACGGUGGACAUGACCAGGAAACCCGAAGAGCUGAAAGAUUUAGCGCCAGGCACCAACCCGCCCUUCCUGCUGUUCAACCGGGAGCUGAAAACUGACUUCAUCAAGAUCGAGGAGUUCCUGGAGCAGACCCUGUGCCCACCCACGUACCCGCAUCUGAGCCCCAAAUACAAGGAGUCCUUCGAUGUGGGCAGCGACAUCUUCGCCAAGUUCUCGGCGUACAUCAAGAACUCGCGCAAGGAAGCAAAUAGCAACCUGGAGAAGGCUCUGCUGCGGGAAUUUCAGCGGCUGGAUCAGUACCUCACCACCCCGCUGCCCGAGGAGAUCGACCAGGACAGCGUGGAGGACAUCACCGUCUCCAAGAGGAAAUUCCUGGAUGGGGACCACCUGACGCUGGCUGACUGCAACCUGCUCCCCAAGCUGCACAUCAUCAAGAUUGCGGCCAAAAAGUACCGGGACUUCGAGAUCCCGGCCGACAUGACGGGUGUCUGGCGCUACCUCAACAACGCCUACGCCUGCGAUGAGUUCAGCCACACGUGUCCCGCGGACGAGGAGAUCGUGCACACCUACGCCAGCGUGGCCAGGAAGAUGACCUAGCCCCCUGCGGGCCGUCGGUCCCUCACCUCCCACCAAACCCUGGCCAAGAGAGGGGCUGGGGGGGGGGGGUUACGGCAUCCCCGCACCCCAGUUUUUGGAAAGAGCGCCUUGCUUUGCAGCCCCCACGUGCCACCAGCGCGGACCGCACCUACGGACUGGUCACCGUGUGGCUCUGGGGGCAACUGUGUCCCCACCCCUACAACCGAUCGCAUGGCACACGAUGGGAAAAGCCAAGCACCAGCCUAUAGUGGAAGAGCUGAGACCUCCCGAUGUGUCCCACCAGCGCUGGAAGAGAUGGCACGUCCCUACAGGGUCCCACCACCACCCACGCUUGGGCUGUCUCUUCCCCGAGGCAUCCAGGCCCCAGUAAGCUCUUCCCCUAUGAUUUAUCUGUGGCAAUAAUUGACGACGUGCAUCCAUCUCCUCACUUGGACAUCGGGGCGGGGAGAUGCUGGGGACAGCACCGGGGACCUGCUGGUGGCUGGGAAGGAGGGCUCUGUGGGGUCCCCUAAUAGAUCUGCAGCUCCAGGGUACAGGGACCUUGUGUCGCGCCCAGCCCUCAGCACAUGGCGCUGGCUGAGAGGUCCCACCUGGCUCUGAGACCUUGGUGGUCCCCAUAGGAGAUGCAGCCCCAAAGCCACCUCCCUGCUCCACAUCAGCCCCUCCCCACCUGACCUGGAGGGAGGCACGGGGCAGAGCAUCCUUCUCCUUUCUGCAAUGCAGCCCCAGGCAGAAGCUGCCAUGUCCUCAGGAGAUACCCGAGCAGCUUUGGUGCUGCCCGUGCUCCCUGGUUAGAGCUGUUCCUCCCAUUCCAGUGCCAGAGAAAUCAAACCCCCGACCUCCCAUCCUCCCCCCCAACACCUCCAGCUCCUCCUGGGGCUCCUGCCAACACAGCCAUCCCCCUCCAGCCCCCAUGGCCAGCAACAAAUACUGUACAGUGAGCGUGAGGGUCCUCUGCAGACCCUCGCUGGCAGAGCCACCCGCCAGCUCUCACUGCCACCUCCCUCUUUGCACUAAAAGCUGUGUCCUUGCAAGCCUGCUUCUGAUAGCACCGGGUUUGGGGACUGUUCUUUUUUUUUUAUUGAUGAGUUUUGGGUCGUUUGGUGGUUUUAUGUUUUUUGAUUUUUUUGUAACUAAGGACAGCAAUAAACUUUAUUUUAAUACG
Messenger RNA from Numida meleagris (helmeted guineafowl), 2048 nucleotides. Its product is annotated as chloride intracellular channel protein 2-like. Gene Ontology annotation, biological process: chloride transmembrane transport; negative regulation of ryanodine-sensitive calcium-release channel activity. NCBI's taxonomy places the organism in Eukaryota, Metazoa, Chordata, Aves, Galliformes, Numididae. The record is from RefSeq and is a predicted model, not a curated record. The transcript has 6 exons. Gene Ontology annotation, molecular function: chloride channel activity. The coding region runs from base 149 to 883 and encodes 244 amino acids.